GGACCCAGAUUUAGGCUUCUUUCUCAAGAAGAAAUAGGCGCCCCUAUUUAUUCUAUCGAUUGGUCAAACAACCAUAUACUUGUAGGAACAACAAAAGGAAGCACAAAAUUGCUGAGGUUUGACAUGGAUUACGGUAAUGGUCUUGUUAAAAGCUUGUCGACCCUUGGGGAGUAUGAUAUUCCAAUUUCUGAGAUUCCAAUGAGCUCCUCCUCUUUUGUUCCCAAUACACACGUCAAAACAGUACAAUUCUCACCCACAUACGGUAAUACGAGCGCAGGUGAAUUAUCUAUUCAUGAGGCUUCUUCAUCGUCGUGCUUCCUCACCACUGCCAUAUCUCAGCUGCAAAUAUGGAAUGUCGAACAACCAAGCCUGCCCCUCAUGCGUAACAAUCCAAGUGAACUACCGCUGACAACUGCUAGUUGGUCCCCUACGCAUCCUCAUUCUUUGAUUGCCUGUGGUGGUGAAGAUAAAGCGAUAAACAUCAUCGAUAUCCGUGUACCACCCUCUACUAGCGAAGAGCAGCAGCAAAGUGUGUGGAGAACUGAAAAUGCUCAUGACAGAUCUAUUCGAGAUGUUCAAUUCAACCCAUUUAUACCUUAUUGGCUAGCUUCAGCAGGUAUUUGAGGAAUGAUGACCGAGAUGGGUAGUCACUUUUAUGUUAUAUCACCCCCUAUGUUGCUAAUAUUGUUUUUCUCCCCCCCCAGGCGAGGAUGCUAUAGUCAAUAUUUGGGAUAUACGAGCAACAUGUCAGAAGCCUGUAGCAAAAAUCGAUGGACUUAAUGGUAUA
This is a messenger RNA of Mycotypha africana, 787 nucleotides long. RefSeq lists its product as uncharacterized. The record is from RefSeq and is a predicted model, not a curated record. The transcript is spliced from 3 exons. NCBI's taxonomy places the organism in Eukaryota, Fungi, Mucoromycota, Mucoromycetes, Mucorales, Mycotyphaceae. The coding region runs from base 124 to 624 and encodes 166 amino acids. Gene Ontology annotation, molecular function: protein binding. Gene Ontology annotation, biological process: protein ubiquitination.